AUGCAUAAGAAUGACUAUUUGUAUACACUUCACAAUAUUGAUACGGUUCGCGAGCUGGUGAACUCGGCGACGACGGCGUUCUGCGAUCUGCACACCGAUUCGUGUCUUGUCAUGGAGAUUGGCUUCGAGAGGAUCUUCAAAAUGGACACAACGUUUGACACAUUCUCCACGGCCAACAUUGACAUUCUCAAAGCCGCCGACUAUCGAGCGCCGCCGAGAAUCCAAUCCAAAUGGAACAGCGAGGAUCAGCAGAGUAUGUAUGCGAAAGAGGAGCCGGAAGAUAAUACGAGGCAGUCGCAGAAGCUUCCACUAAAAUGGAGUUUGAAUGAGGUCUCGCGGCGAUUGGAAUACAAGCCGAAGAAAACUGGGAGCAGUGGCGCGAGAAUGUCGAUGGUUGCCGACGAGACGAAACCCUACAAGAAGCAUCGAGCACGUCUGAUUGAGAUCCCCACCGCCGAAUAUUAUGCGGCGCGUUUGAUCGAUUUGAACACGCGCGCGUUGAAUUUCCGCAAAUCGAUUAUAACCGAAUUGCAUACGGCGUUGGAAUUGCCGGCGAUUCGCGAGAAGGGCGACGCGAACGAUCGAACUGAUCGCGAUUGUCGAUCAUUGGAGAUUGGCACCGAAACGAGCGACACAUCGACGAGCAAAAUGAUGGAGAGGAAGAAGAAGGCGACGACGACGACCACCACCACCACGUCGGAAUCCGACACCGCCGUCAAAUCGCCGCCAAUCGAAUUCAAAUACGCGCCCAACAUUCGCCGGCGACCCGAUCGCGGCGAUCUCGAAAUUCUGCGCGAGACCAAUGGCAACGUGUUGUUCGUGGCGAGCACCCGACGGAUGGGCAUCAAACCGAAACACUAG
Molecule: messenger RNA, 861 nt
Organism: Caenorhabditis bovis
Lineage: Eukaryota; Metazoa; Nematoda; Chromadorea; Rhabditida; Rhabditidae
Source: the annotation of a GenBank genome assembly